Molecule: messenger RNA, 1006 nt
Organism: Ananas comosus (pineapple)
Lineage: Eukaryota; Viridiplantae; Streptophyta; Magnoliopsida; Poales; Bromeliaceae
Exons: 7
Coding region: 194-940 (248 amino acids)
Source: RefSeq, a predicted model, not a curated record
UCAAGCUCACAAAUGUACCAAAUUGGGCGCGGGCGCGCAGCGCGGCGCUGGGCGGGCGCGGAAAAAUGGACAAAAACAUCAAGUGGUGGUCCAUGUACAUUUGCUUGAUCGGUUUCUUUUAUUUCUUCUCUUCUCCUUUCAUUAGGAAGACUAUCAAGCCAAGUUAUUCUUACUUCAUCCGUUGGUACAUUGCAUGGAUCUUCAUGGCAGCUUUAUAUCAUCUUCCAAGUUUUCAGUCGAUGGGAGUCGACUUGAAAAUGAACCUUUCUCUCUUCAUCACAAUUUCUAUCACCUCCCUUCUUUUUCUUAUUGUUUUCCACAUUAUAUUUCUCGGGCUUUGGUACUUGGGCAUGGUUUCGCGAAUGGCAUAAAAGAGACCAGAGAUACUCACUAUCAUCCAAAACUGCGCAUCAUUGCGGUAAUCGAGCUAUCACAAGAGAGAAGCACUUUGAUAGAAGAAACUCAAAUUGGUUUUCUUUCCCUUUGUGGAACAAACAAGAUAGAAAUAUAUGGAUAUCCAAGUUCCUUAAAAUGCACGAGUGGAAGGACCAAAUUUGUUCUUCCUGGUUUGCGUCGGUUGGUUCUGCUAGCGACUACCCGCUCUUUUCUAAAUGGGUCAUCUAUGGGGAGGCAACGUUUAUCGGACUCUACAUCACUAAUUAUGUCAUCGAACGAUCAACUGGAGUAUGAGAAGUUGAAGAAACAAAUGAAACCUGAUUUCUUGGACAUGGUACCUUGGUAUUUGAGGACUUCCAUCGACUUAUUCAAGACGGUAUUUGAUCUCAUGGUAUCCGUGACUCUAUUUGUUGGUCGAUUUGACAUGCGAAUGAUGCAGGCUGCUAUGAACGAGGUUCCUGACGAAUCUAAAAUCAGCGAUCUCCUGUACGAUCAUCUUCAAAACAGAGACAAACUUUGUACUAUUUAUUUUUAUAAUAUGUAAAAUAUAUAAAUAAAUGUUAAAUAAUUUAGAUUAUUGAUAUUAGAUAUAAAUGUUAAUUUUAUAAUA